Molecule: messenger RNA, 199 nt
Organism: Scutellospora calospora
Lineage: Eukaryota; Fungi; Glomeromycota; Glomeromycetes; Diversisporales; Gigasporaceae
Source: the annotation of a GenBank genome assembly
AUGGAAGCAUACAAAAGAAUUAAUAAUGAGUCUGAAGCUAUUGCUAAAAAAACUAAUGGUAAAAUUGAUAUGCAUUUAGCAACAACUGGUGCUCUAAUAUUUGCAGAAAAAUAUGAAAGAGAAGCUAAUCAAUAUGAUAUAAAUUCAAUAUAUAUAUUUAAAAUGAUAAAAAAAGAUGCAUCAUGGCUAAUUGCACCAG